CUCUCUGAGCGCUGACAAGAAAAGGAGGAAGCGGAGGGAGAGCAGCGCGACGGACAAAGAUAACUUCAGACAAAACCCACCGAAAGCUGACAUUCACACACUUCCAUUUGAACCUGCUCUACUCGGAACGUCACAGUUAACGACUUUUUUUGCAGCCGCAGACGACGCAUUUUGAGACGCCAGCAACUCCUCUCGUUGGUUUCGGGUGAAGUAGAGGUUAAAAGACACCCCGCACAGGUAGUCGGAGAAUGGCAGACUCGGCGGCGGCCAACAGCGACGGGGAGGAUGGUCCCCGCGAGCCCAUGCGGGGCUUCGCGCGCCAGGGAGCCCUCCGCCAGAAGAACGUGCACGAGGUGAAGGACCAUAAGUUCAUCGCGCGCUUCUUCAAGCAGCCCACCUUCUGCAGCCACUGUACCGACUUCAUCUGGGGUUUUGGCAAGCAGGGAUUCCAGUGUCAAGUGUGUUGUUUUGUGGUCCACAAACGGUGCCAUGAGUUUGUCACUUUCUCCUGUCCGGGCGCUGAUAAAGGACCUGCAUCAGAUGACCCGAGGGCAAAGCAUAAGUUUAAGAUCCACACCUACUCCAGCCCGACCUUCUGCGACCACUGUGGCUCUCUGCUCUAUGGCCUCUUACACCAGGGCAUGAGAUGUGACCACUGUAUGAUGAAUAUCCAUAAGCGCUGCGUGGCCAAUGUGCCGAGCCUGUGUGGGACAGACCACACUGAGAGGAGAGGCCGCCUCCAAAUCACUGCUGAGGUCAAGACUAACGUACUGACUGUUACCAUCAAAGAGGGCAAAAAUCUGGUUCCUAUGGACCCCAACGGUCUGUCAGACCCCUACGUGAAGCUUAAACUGAUCCCAGACCCCCGCAGUGAGAGUAAACAGAAGACCAAGACCAUAAAGUGCAACCUAAACCCCACCUGGAACGAGACCUUUAAAUUCCACCUGAAGGAGUAUGAUAAAGACCGCCGCCUGUCUGUGGAGAUUUGGGACUGGGACCUGACCAGCCGCAACGACUUCAUGGGAUCGCUGUCCUUCGGCAUCUCGGAGCUCCAGAAACAAGGAGUGGAUGGAUGGUUUAAGCUGCUCUCCCAGGAAGAAGGCGAGUACUUCAAUGUUCCCGUCGCUCCAGAGGGAGAGGAGGGCAACGAGGAGCUACGGCAGAAGUUUGAGAGGGCAAAGAUUGGGCCAGGCAAGAACACAGAAGGCAAGUCGGCUAACGCUGCGUCCCGCUUCGACUCCAAUGGAAACCAAGACCGCAUGAAGCUGUCUGACUUUAACUUCCUGAUGGUGCUGGGCAAGGGCAGCUUCGGCAAGGUGAUGCUGGCAGAGCGUAAAGGAACGGAGGACCUGUAUGCUAUAAAGAUCCUGAAGAAAGAUGUUGUGAUCCAGGAUGAUGAUGUGGAGUGCACCAUGGUGGAGAAGAGAGUGUUAGCAUUGGCUGGAAAGCCCCCAUUCUUAACACAGCUGCACUCCACCUUCCAGACCAUGGACCGCUUGUAUUUCGUCAUGGAGUACAUAAACGGAGGAGAUCUCAUGUAUCAAAUUCAGCAGGUUGGAAAGUUCAAAGAGCCCCAUGCUGUGUUCUAUGCUGCAGAGAUAGCCAUCGGUCUGUUCUUCCUUCAUCUAAAGGGCAUCAUCUACAGAGACCUGAAGCUUGACAACGUGAUGCUGGACUGUGAGGGUCACAUAAAGAUUGCAGAUUUUGGCAUGUGUAAAGAAAAUAUGAAUGAUGGAAUCACAACCAAAACCUUCUGUGGAACGCCUGACUACAUUGCUCCUGAGAUCAUAGCCUACCAGCCUUAUGGAAAAUCUGUGGACUGGUGGGCCUUUGGUGUGUUGCUCUAUGAGAUGCUGGCUGGACAGCCUCCCUUCGACGGUGAGGACGAGGAUGAGUUAUUUCAGUCCAUCAUGGAGCAUCACGUCUCCUAUCCCAAGUCAAUGUCCAAGGAGGCUGUCGCUAUCUGUAAAGGGCUGAUGACGAAACAUCCAGCGAAACGACUUGGUUGUGGUCCGGAGGGGGAGCGAGACAUCAGGGACCACAGCUUCUUCCGCUACAUGGACUGGGAGAAACUUGAGAACAAAGAAGUGCAGCCGCCAUUCAAACCUAGAGCCUGUGGACGGGAUGCUGAAAACUUUGACCGCUUUUUCACACGCCACCCGCCGGUGCUGACCCCUCCCGAUGAGGAAGUGAUACAGAACCUGGACCAGGAUGAGUUCCAGGGAUUCUCCUUUAUCAACCCAGAGUUCCCAGGAACUAUUGCAGCCACCCCUGCCACAGAGCAGGCUUGAUUUCAGCUCAUGCAUCGACACAUGGACACGCACACACACUCUCACAUGCACACACAUGCACACACAAAACACACACACACACACACACACACACACACACACACACACACAAAUAUAAAUAACAGUUGUCCCUGGAACAAACACACUCAAACAUGUCAACUUCAAAUAUCCCUGAAAUGAUAUGUGCUAUUACAGGCACCAAGAAGCCAUGACUUAGACUGACUCACAGACAUGUCGAGUCAGCUUUGAACAAGUUUGUUGUUCACACUGCUGUAACCUGGAUGUUGUCUUGGCCUAAAUGCAUGUAGCACUCUAUUGCAGCAUUGAAAAUACAAAUUUAAAUGAAUCACAAGAUAAUUAGAUCAUAAACAAAUCUGGUACGUUUCCAUGCUUCUAGUUGAGAUACUAUUUUACUAGUUAGCAAAAGAUUUCCCGUUGACUAGCUUCUGAUUCAUAAGUUUAUUGAAUGUAUAAUUUUUUGACUUGUGUUGCUCACAGUUUUGACAUAAUUCUCCAGCUUAAUUUACAAAAAAAAACAUCCAAAUAACGAAAAUAAAUUAAUAAGCAAAAUUCUAAAUUUAAACUUAGGGAUACAAUGUACAAUAUUUUGCUUAACUGGUAACUGAUGCAAGUAUAUUCACCUGAAUUUAAGUCCAAUUUUUUAGCACAGACACAUACACAACUGCAUCAUCUGCAUACAACAUAUCUGCAGCAUUCAAUGUUAUAGAUUUUUGGUGGAAAUUGUGAUUUAACUUUUCUUUAAGUCAUUCCUCGGCUAUCCCAGCGCAUCCUGAGCUCAGCCUGUAUUUCUGGUGUGCAUUUUAUUAUUCAGUGUUUGAUAAUAAUAAUAGUGUCUGUGUGUUUAUCCUUAUCUUAGCUAAAACUGGAAUGCUUCACAAACUUGUGCAUGAGUUUCUAUAUCAAUGGUAGCCCUGGACUCUGUCUCCCUGCAGCGUUUUACCAUCUGAUCUCCAUUUCACCUGCUACUAUCGAGUGGCUGUUUUCCAAUGGUGAAAAAAUACAUUUAAAACAAAACAAUACAGUGGAAGAUCGGACAAAUAUCAGAUUUCUUCUUUCAUCAGCAGAGGGAUCGUGAUGGUUAAAUGCUUUUGGGAAAUGUAGUCUUGAUCUAAGCUUUGAGUUAGUAAAUUAAAUAGAUAAUUCUACUUCUUAUACUCUGAUUCUCUGUUAUCUAGUAUUUAAGCAAUGAAAGAGACUAGCAGUAAGUUUCUGUGCAUGAUACCAAUACCUGGGCGUUUGUUUACAGCGUAUGUGUGUGCACGUGUAUGUUUUAUAAGUGUGUGAAGGAGUACUGUUUGUGAAAUCAAACAAUUUAGUUUGUAUAUUUGUAUGCGUGUCCAUACCUGCCUUCCCAGUACCUGGUGUUAAACUAUUUUAUAAUCAUAUCAAACGGUGUUUGUAUGAUCAGCUUCACUUCCAACUAGCUGCUCCACCAGUGACAGAAAAAGGAGAGGAGCAAGAAGAUAAGAAAACAGUGGUUUUUCAGUAGUAAAUCAAGAGAAAAUAAAGACCAGAGACAAUAUUUGCUUAUAUGACUGUAAAAGCUAUACAAAACUCUUUAACACGUUUAUCACAAUGGAAUUCAGUGCUGCAAAGUCCACCUUGAUGUCCCUGAAAAGCAAAACUUAAGUACUAGAUAUGUUAUCCAGGUUAAAAUCUGUGGCCUGGAAAGAAAGUUGCACCAAUGUCCUGUUUUCGAAAGGCAGGUUAAGUACCUUCGCAUCUCAAAAAGUUCCCUGGCUUGGUAACAAGAAUUCUACUUUGACAUCAAAAAGGUAGGACAACCCAUAUAUCAUGCAGCCCUACUUUUCUGGUCAACUUUUGUAUUCAAAGUGUUGCAGAAGAUUUGAACUCACUGUGAUCUGUGUUUUCCGAGCUGUCUGCAUGUGCAAUAAGAAUUUCCAUCCUAACUACAGACAGCAGCAGUUGUGGGCAUGAGUUUGGACUAGUCCUUGUGAAGCAGGAAAAUCCUUUCUGUGUGUGUUUUAUCUUUUGUUUUCCCCAGCUAGCAAUAAUAUUGUUGACAGGAAGCUACCUAACCAAUCUUCAGAAGACUCAGGUUAGGGCUGUAAUUAAUUAACAUGCAAAGACUGCGAGGUUAUGCGGCUUAUUGGUAAGCAUAUUUAUCUCAGGAAAGAGAGAAUGUUGGCACUGUAUACACUCGGGUACAGCUGAUGCUGUGUGGAAGCCGCUGAAGUGCUUCCACAUAUCAAACUACUCUUCAUCACACAGGGACAUCAGGAGAGUUUUUUGCAGAGGGGCACAUUCAGGUUCACUAGUGUUUAUAUAUAAAGGGGCAUUCAAUUUUUUUGCAGUAUAAUAAUGUUUAAUUUCCAUAUACCUGUAGUUAAAUCAUUUGAACAUGACAUGGAAUUCAAUUUCCAAAAGCACGACUUUUUUAAGGACAUUAUUAAAGAAGGGCCUGAUAACAGAUUUUAUGGAAAUGGUAUUCAGUAGGUAGUGGGGGAUCAAAUUAUCCUUUAUUGUUUAUAAUCGAUUUCUGUAAAAGAUAGGUUCCCAAAACAGCUGUUGCAAUUCCAUUGCAGAGGUAGUAUUGCUUUCAUCACUCAGAAACAUUUGAAACAUUAACAACACUUGGUGGAAAAUGUCAGACGCAAUUAAAGUUGACUGCUUUCUAGAGACUAGCAAUGUUUUCUCUGCAUAACCCUGACUCAAGGCAGUCUCACAAUAUUUUUUGACGUAAGCACAAAGUCUAAUCUGGAGGAGUUGUGUACUUGAGCAAAAGUUUCCCUUUUUUAUGCAAGUCAGAUACUGCAUUGUAUUUUGGAGGCGCAAAUGCAUGAUGGCAGCCCCCAGGGCUCUCUACUAGAGCCUUUAGUUUUCCACCCAGGAGGUUGUUCAGGUCCCGUGUGAAACUUUAAGUAAAAGUUGAUGUUUUAAAUUAGCCAGGGUUUCAUAUUAUUAGUUAGGCUGAGGGGAGACGAUGGUUUCUGCUGUAAUGCACAAGUUCCAGGUAACUUAAAAAUAAGACAAAUAGAGUAGAACUCUCCAUGGCACUUACAUUAAUUGCGACCGAGGCAGAUUUUGUCAAUCUUUAUAUUCUAUUUUAAAUACGAUACUGUGACUGGCAUGAAUAAAAGUAACAUUCUUGUUCAUGUACAGUACAGUAUGUGAACCUUACUCUCUGUGACUAUUUCACAAACUGUUGUGAGGCUGGAUAGCCUGAUUGUAGAAGUGGUCAAGGGUGUUAUAGAAAAGCUCAGGUAUUCAAGUUAAAGGCCAAAACCUCUGGACUAACAAAAAUUCAGACUGAAAAGCCACAGCUGUGGAGUUCCUUUUCUUUAGAUGCCUCAGUAUUGAACUUUAGUGAGGGGGGAGGGGGGAUUGUAAUUUGAGAGGCUUUUUGUGUCAUUGAGACCUGUGAUGUGAGGAAAUGAAUCAUUUUCAAUUGGAUUAAUUGAUAGGAAAUACUGGAUGAGGCUGGUCUUGUCUGUUUUCUCUAAUGUUAAACAAUGAGCUGCUGAUGAAUUCAGCACAGAAGAGCGGCUUUAAUGGUUUUACAUUUCGUCCACCAUUAUGUGUCAGCAGAAAAAACUGAAGUAUGUUUAUGACUUGACAGCAUAAAGCUAGAUCUGCGUCCAUUGUCUGUGUCCUUCAUGUGUCUGUAUUUUUACUGUUAGUGUCUCCUGUAUUUCUGGAACAAAUAACUAUAUAUAGAUAUAGAUAUAUACCUAUACAACAACAUAUAACAGUGUCAAAUGUUGAUAUAUAAUUAUACACCAUGUUGUCAGUAUUUCAAAGAGCGAGUGAAAAAGAUUUACUCCAGGGUUUGUGUUUUUGUUUCUAUGACUCCUUCUAGCUGACGGAGAAGCAAAAUGAACUCUGCAUGAAAAAUGCUUUUACCUUUUUAUUAAUAAGAAUUCAAAUUCAAUUAACAUAUUUGGAUAAUUCAUGUUUUUUGUGUCGGCAGUGCUCCAAAAGUGUGAUCCAAGCUACUGUGUGUGAAAAUAAGGAAUAAUGUACAAAAAGAAAAAAAAGAAAGAGGAACAAAUGCUUUUCACAAUGCUUUCCAUGUGCCAAAUUUUUUUUUGUUUUCCAGGAAAUACAGGCAUACCUAAAAUAAAAGAUUUAAAAGAUG
Molecule: messenger RNA, 6411 nt
Organism: Labrus bergylta (ballan wrasse)
Lineage: Eukaryota; Metazoa; Chordata; Actinopteri; Labriformes; Labridae
Product: protein kinase C beta type
Biological process (GO): peptidyl-serine phosphorylation; intracellular signal transduction
Molecular function (GO): ATP binding; zinc ion binding; diacylglycerol-dependent serine/threonine kinase activity
Source: RefSeq, a predicted model, not a curated record